Lolium rigidum is the source of this 759-nucleotide messenger RNA. RefSeq names its product MADS-box transcription factor 8-like. Gene Ontology annotation, molecular function: DNA-binding transcription factor activity, RNA polymerase II-specific; protein dimerization activity; RNA polymerase II cis-regulatory region sequence-specific DNA binding. Gene Ontology annotation, cellular component: nucleus. Lineage: Eukaryota; Viridiplantae; Streptophyta; Magnoliopsida; Poales; Poaceae. The record is from RefSeq and is a predicted model, not a curated record. Gene Ontology annotation, biological process: positive regulation of transcription by RNA polymerase II. The transcript has 8 exons. The coding region runs from base 1 to 759 and encodes 252 amino acids.
AUGGGGCGGGGCCGGGUCGAGCUCAAGCGGAUCGAGAACAAGAUCAACCGCCAGGUCACCUUCGCCAAGCGCCGCAACGGACUGCUCAAGAAGGCCUACGAGCUCUCCGUGCUCUGCGAUGCAGAGGUCGCGCUCAUCAUCUUCUCCAACCGCGGCAAGCUCUACGAGUUCUGCAGCGGCCAGAGCAUGCCCAAAACACUUGAGAGGUACCAAAAAUGCAGUUAUGGUGGUCCAGAUACUGCAUUGCAGAAUAAGGAGAAUGAGUUAGUGGCAAGCAGUCGAAACGAGUAUCUCAAGCUGAAAGCCCGAGUGGAAAAUUUACAGAGAACACAAAGGAAUUUGCUUGGUGAAGAUCUUGGAACACUCGGCAUCAAAGAACUCGAGCAGCUUGAGAAGCAACUUGAUUCAUCCUUGAGGCACAUAAGAUCGACAAGGACACAACACAUGCUUGAUCAGCUCACUGACCUCCAAAGGAAGGAGCAAAUGCUGUGCGAAGCAAACAAGUGCCUUAGAAGAAAACUGGAGGAGAGCAGCCAGCAGCAGGUGCAUGGCCACCAUAUGUGGGAGCAGCAGCACGGGGUCAAUUUGCUGCUCGGCUACGACCAGCGACAGUCCCCACAGCAGCCGCAACACCACGCCGGCAACGGGUUCUUCCACCCUCUGGACGCCGCCGCCGAGCCCACACUGCAAAUUGGGUACACUCAAGAGCAGCUGAGCAACUCGUGCGUGACGUCCUUCAUGCAGACAUGGCUACCUUGA